This is a messenger RNA of Mobula hypostoma (lesser devil ray), 2739 nucleotides long. RefSeq names its product dynamin 3a (gene dnm3a). NCBI's taxonomy places the organism in Eukaryota, Metazoa, Chordata, Chondrichthyes, Myliobatiformes, Myliobatidae. Gene Ontology annotation, molecular function: GTPase activity; GTP binding; microtubule binding. The transcript has 20 exons. The record is from RefSeq and is a predicted model, not a curated record. The coding region runs from base 96 to 2624 and encodes 842 amino acids. Gene Ontology annotation, cellular component: microtubule; cytoplasm; membrane.
GUGAGGUGGCCGUCUUGAUUUCGCGUCUGUGUGUGCGGUUUCCGUUCUUCGUACGGUGGGCUCCAGUGGUCGGCCGGCUGGUGGGGUUGGUCGCCAUGGGCAACCGUGGGAUGGAGGAGCUCAUCCCCAUGGUCAACCGCCUGCAAGAUGCCUUCUCCGCCGUCGGCCAGAGCUGCAAGCUGGACCUGCCGCAGAUCGCGGUGGUGGGCGGGCAGAGCUCCGGCAAGAGCUCGGUGCUGGAAAGUUUCGUUGGCAGAGAUUUUCUUCCCCGAGGGCCAGGCAUUGUUACAAGACGGCCUCUCAUUUUACAACUGGUUAACUGUACUACAGAAUAUGCUGAAUUCCUACAUCGUAAAGGAGAGAAGUUCACUGAUUUUGAAGAAGUGUGUCGUGAAAUUGAAGUAGAAACAGACAGGGCAACUGGAACAAACAAAGGGAUUUCAUCAAUACCCAUUAACCUGAGAAUCCACUCACCAAAUGUGCUAAACUUGACCUUGAUUGACUUGCCUGGUAUCACAAAAGUGCCAGUAGGAGAUCAACCAGCAGAUAUUGAGUACCAGAUCAGGGACAUGAUUAUGCAAUUCAUCAUACAAAAAAGGUGCCUUAUUUUAGCCGUAACACCAGCUAACACAGAUUUGGCUAAUUCAGAUGCACUUAAGUUAGCAAAAGAUGUUGAUCCUCAAGGUAUGCGAACUAUUGGUGUAAUUACCAAGCUUGAUCUAAUGGAUGAGGGUACAGAUGCCAGGAAUGUUUUGGAGAACAAACUGCUGCCUCUUCGCAGAGGAUAUAUUGGUGUUGUCAACAGAAGCCAGAAGGAUAUUGAAGGAAAGAAGGACAUUAAAGCGGCACUUGCAGCAGAAAGAAGUUUUUUCCUUUCUCAUUCAGCAUAUAAACACAUGGCAGAACGUAUGGGAACUCCGUACCUUCAGAGGAUCCUCAAUGAGCAACUGACAAACCACAUUCGGAAGACUCUUCCAGUGCUGCGAGAAAAGCUUCAGAGACAGUUAACAAAUUUAGAAAAGGAGGUAGAAGAGUUUAAAAACUCCCAGUGUGAUGACCCUGCCUUGAGAACCAAAGCUCUGUUGCUGAUGUUAAAGCAGUUCUCUGUGGAUUUUGACAAGAAAAUUGAAGGAUCAGGCAAUCAUGUGGAUACUGCAGAAUUAUCAGGCGGUGCAAGAAUCAACAAAAUAUUCCAUGAGCGAUUUCCGUUUGAACUGGUGAAGAUGGAUUUUGACGAUAAGGAUCUACGACGAGAAAUUAGUUUUGCUAUUAAGAAUAUCCAUGGUAUCAGACCAGGUUUGUUUACCCCUGAUAUGGCCUUUGAAGCUGUUGUGAAGAAACAGAUUGUGAAAUUCAAGGAACCUUGCCUGAAGUGCGUUGAUUUGGUUAUCCAAGAAUUAAUACAUACAAUUAGACAGUGCAGCCAUAAGCUGGGCAGGUACCCAAAACUGCAGGAAGAGACAGAAAGGGUUAUUUUCAGCUACAUACGAGAACGAGAAGAUAGGACAAAGAAUCAAGUAUUGUUAUUGAUUGAUAUCCAGUUGUCUUAUAUCAAUACAAAGCAUGAAGACUUCAUUGGGUUUGCAAAUGCCCAACAAAGGUGUGGUCAGCUUAAUAAGAAGCACACUGCUGGGAAUCAGGUGGUCAGAAAAGGUUGGCUCACCAUCAGCAAUAUCAGCAUCAUAAAAGGAGGUUCCAAGGAAUACUGGUUUGUGUUGACUGCAGAGUGUCUCUGUUGGUUCAAGGAUGAAGAGGAAAAUGAGAAAAAAUAUAUGUUGCCUUUAGAUAACCUGAAAAUUCGAGAUGUGGAGAAAAACUUUAUGUCCAGCAAAAAUGCGUUUGCACUUUUUAAUACAGAACAAAGGAAUGUUUAUAAGGAUUAUCGAUUCUUAGAACUUGCUUGUGACUCUCAGGAGGAGCUAGAUGGUUGGAAAGCAUCAUUUCUUCGGGCUGGUGUUUAUCCAGAGAAGUGCACUCUUGAUAGUGAAGAGGCAGUAGGUACGCAUAACUUCUCCAAGGACCCUCAGCUGGAGAGACAAGUGAUGACUAUACGCAACUUAGUCGAGUCAUACAUGUAUGUCAUUAACAAGACUAUCCGGGACCUUAUGCCAAAGAUAAUUAUGCACCUUAUGAUAAAUAAUACUAAGGAAUUUAUCAACACAGAACUUUUGGCAAAACUGUAUUCCUCAGAAGAGCAAAAUACCCUAAUGGAGGAGUCAAAGGAACAGGCACAAAGGCGUGAUGAAACACUUAGAACAUACAAUGCUAUCUGCAAAGCACUGAGUAUUAUUGGCGACAUUAAUACUAAUACCACAUCAGUUCCUAUACCACCUCCUGUGGACAAUUCCUGGUUACAAACAGAGCACAGUUCUAAAGAUCCACACUGGCAGCCUUUUUCUGGCCAUCCACCAUGCAGACAAUCCGGACGUGUUCCAGUAUCAUCCAUUCAAUCAAAACAUUCUUCAUCAACUGACCCUCUGCUCACAACCCACCCAGGCAUUCCAGAUUCCCUCAGUGGUCCUAGCAGUGCUGAAGUAUUGGCACGUUCCCCUUCAAGAUCCACACAUGGGCCCAUCAUCCCCAGGCGGCCUCCUCCUGCAGUUCCUGGAAGACCAACUUUAUAAAGACACUAAUUUAACUCAGUAUUCAUGUUUAUAUUGUAUUUGUAUUUCUGACGUUUUGCCUCAUCUAUUGCACUAUUUUUCAUGUAUAUAAUGUUAAUUUUAUGCUGGCAAUAAA